Hydatigera taeniaeformis is the source of this 525-nucleotide messenger RNA. NCBI's taxonomy places the organism in Eukaryota, Metazoa, Platyhelminthes, Cestoda, Cyclophyllidea, Taeniidae. The record is from the annotation of a GenBank genome assembly.
AUGUUCAUGCAAACAGAAUCAAAUUUCUUUUUCGUGAGAAAAGACUGUCAGUUGUCAAAGAAGGGAACCCUAUGUGCGGAGCCAGAUCCAACCAUCUCACCAUGUCUAUCCGCGGGUCACUGUGAUGGUAAGUCGCCAGUCUGCCCAGGACCUCUGCCUGCAUCUGAAUUGGGCCGUCGCUGCCAUGAGCACGGGCAUUGUCUCAACGGCGUCUGUUUGCCCUUCUGCUCGCGCCUCGGCCUCCAUACCUGCAUUUGCGAUAAAGGUAGCUUUGUCUUAUUUUACCUUGCCACACAUUGUCAUAUUUUAUUCUUUUAUUGUGUAAGGUAUGAAAUGAAUCAUGCAACGGUGGUAAAUACUUCAGAACUGGUGACAAUGCACCUAGAGAAUAACCGACCUUGUGCAGUGGGAUUUUGUCGCAGCGGUAUUUGUGUGGAAUCGAAAACGCAACGAUUGGGACGACUAUGGCCUCUAUUUCUUUCAACCGAGGCAUGGAGUAGGUAUUUUGUUUUAAGCGGAUCUUAG